AUUUUAUUGUAACGAUUCAUACCAAUCAUACCCAUGUGGCACUACAAGCAUCAGUUCAAGUCCUUCUCCCUUCCCCUGAUGGCUGAACAAGCUAAGAAGACAGAAGUAUCAUCUCCUGCAAGCUCUCUAAAGUUUCAGCAGAAGGCAGGAGCUCAUAAAUUCAGCGAGCAUCAAACGUUCUUGUCUGAAGAAGCCACUGACCUCAGUAUUUCCAAGUGCACUGGUGUACUGCAAGGAGAGGGAGUGAUGGUAACCUCAAGACCUGACAUUGUGUCCCUCAUUAAGCUGGGUAGCUAUGGUAAAGGAGUGUUCUCUCGAAGUGUGCCUUGUCAUGGUCUAAUGCCCUCGUUUUCACUACCUCCAAAACGAGAGCGAACAACAAAAGUCGAUCCUUCUUCAGCUGAUGCAAGUCGAGGAUUGUCAAGAAGUGAACAGGAGAUGGUUAGGAAGAUUUCUAAAUGUGUGGAUUGCAAAGAAAAAAGAGUUGCUCUGCACGAAAAGUGGAAGAAAGAGUCUAACAUAUUAUCAGCUGUGGACUCUGCAUCAAGUAGUACCAUGUCUGUUGACGUUGAGAGUGGCUCAGCUGAAGAGAAAACAUCAGGUCAAGAGAAAACUUCUGAAGUUGCCAAUCCAAGCUUUACUGAACACAAAAAACAAUUACAAGAAAAGUGGGAGCAUCUUGAAACAACUGACCAGUACAAAAUGGACGAGUACCUACAGCUCAGCAGUGAAGAAGCACUGUACCUCUCCCACGAGUUGAACUUACUCAACAUUAUUACUGACAAUACGGGGAACAUGAUGAGUCCAAUUGAACUAUGGGAGAAAUUCUACAAAAUAAAGAAAUUCCUUGGAAAAUAUGCUGCCUAUCGCUACUACCGCCAGAAGGGCUGGGUCCCCAAGUCUGGAAUCAAGUAUGGUGUGGACUUUGUCCUGUACAAGCACGGGCCUGUUGAGUACCAUUCCAAAUAUGGCAUAAUUGUGAGACUGCUGACAGAGACUGAAGCAAAGAGACCACCUCCUUGUUAUGCUAGCAGCUCUCAAGAUUCCUCUACGGAUGUUCUAACUUGGCGAGAUGUGGUAGCAUUCGAUCGCGUCUGCUCGUCAGUGACUAAAGAUCUCAUUCUGUGUCAUGUGAUAAUGGACGACAGUUUAGAAGGUCAAGAACUAGAGAAACUGUUUCCAGAAUGUUUAGAAAAGCUCAAGAUUGUCGAAGUGCUAGUAAAACGUUGGGAUCCUGACAAGAACAGAUAAACAUAAUUACAAUGUGUUUGUAUGUUCCACAUGUACAUGUUGUCGUAUGUAUAAUAAUCUAAUAAUUAUAUUGUAUUAUUAUAUUGUUAAUUUUUA
This is a messenger RNA of Halichondria panicea, 1347 nucleotides long. Its product is annotated as tRNA-splicing endonuclease subunit Sen2-like. NCBI's taxonomy places the organism in Eukaryota, Metazoa, Porifera, Demospongiae, Suberitida, Halichondriidae. Gene Ontology annotation, molecular function: nucleic acid binding; tRNA-intron lyase activity. The record is from RefSeq and is a predicted model, not a curated record. Gene Ontology annotation, biological process: tRNA splicing, via endonucleolytic cleavage and ligation; tRNA-type intron splice site recognition and cleavage. Bases 34 to 1251 code for a protein of 405 amino acids. The transcript has a single exon. Gene Ontology annotation, cellular component: tRNA-intron endonuclease complex.